This is a messenger RNA of Meloidogyne enterolobii, 162 nucleotides long. NCBI's taxonomy places the organism in Eukaryota, Metazoa, Nematoda, Chromadorea, Rhabditida, Meloidogynidae. The record is from the annotation of a GenBank genome assembly.
AUGUCUCUCUGGAAAGAUAUUGGAAUUCCAUACACUCGUUUCUCUCAAGUAGCUGCUGCUGCUUUGCGUCAAUGCUUAAAGGAGUAUCAAAAAGAGGCUCAAAAAAGUACUGGAAUUAAAGUAACUCAAUGGACAGAUGGAAAGGCAAAUAAAUUAGAUUAG